AUGAACACGCAGCAGAUGGAAGAGAUGGGCAAGUUUAGGAUCACAGUCUGGGAGGAGGAGAACUUCCAGGGUAAGCGCUGUGAAUUUAUGAUGGAGUGUCCGAACAUCAUGGAGAGAGGCUUCUGCAAGAUUCGCUCCAUCAAGGUGGAGAACGGGCCCUGGGUAGGUUAUGAGUACCCUGAGUUCCAGGGGCAGCAGUUUAUCUUGGAAAAGGGCGACUACCCAUGCUACCAAGCCUGGAGUGGGAACAGCAGUUACAGAACUGAACACCUGCUGUCAUUCAGACCUGUUAAAUGUGCCAACCACAGUGACAGUAAGGUGACUCUGUACGAGUGUGAAGACUUCCAGGGACGAACUUUUGAGAUCUGUGAUGACUAUCCCUCUCUCUUAGCCAUGGGCUGGUGCAGUAAAGAGGUUCCCUCAAUCAAAAUCAACUCCGGAGCCUGGGUAGCCUAUCAGUUCCCUGGUUACCGUGGAUACCAGUACAUCUUGGAGAGAGACAGACACCAAGGAGAGUACAGAAACUACAAUGAAUACAGUACCCAAGCCCACUCCAAUCAGAUCCAGUCUAUUCGCAGAAUUCAGCACUAA
Messenger RNA from Chanos chanos (milkfish), 591 nucleotides. RefSeq names its product crystallin, beta A2b (gene cryba2b). Gene Ontology annotation, molecular function: structural constituent of eye lens. Gene Ontology annotation, biological process: visual perception; lens development in camera-type eye. The record is from RefSeq and is a predicted model, not a curated record. Lineage: Eukaryota; Metazoa; Chordata; Actinopteri; Gonorynchiformes; Chanidae. The coding region runs from base 1 to 591 and encodes 196 amino acids. The transcript has 4 exons.